Molecule: messenger RNA, 1836 nt
Organism: Drosophila ficusphila
Lineage: Eukaryota; Metazoa; Arthropoda; Insecta; Diptera; Drosophilidae
Product: insulin-like growth factor-binding protein complex acid labile subunit
Exons: 4
Coding region: 7-1698 (563 amino acids)
Molecular function (GO): protein binding
Source: RefSeq, a predicted model, not a curated record
CACGCGAUGUACCCGCUCCCAUUUUUUCUCCUGCUGUGGAUCCUUAGCCUCGGCUUCGUGGUUAAUUGUUUGCAGUUGAGCAACUGCAAUCGCACCGAGGUGACCUUGAUCCGGGAUACGGAGCUCCUGACUUCACUCACCUUGAGCAACUGCAGCUUGCCACAUCUGGAAAAUGCCUUUUUUGUGCGAUUUGACCAUCUGCUCCGUUUGGAGUUGCAAUUUAGCGGACUUACGGAUUUGGAUGACUUUUCACUAAAUGGUCUGACCAAACUGCAAUCUCUGUCGCUUUCUCACAACAAUUUGAGUUCGCUGAGGCCGUGGUCAAACGAACCCUUGGGAGCCCUCAUAAACUUGGAUCUAAGUUACAACAAAUUAAACAAACUGAAGGCCAAGAGUUUUGAACUAUAUCCUCAGCUGCAGCAACUCGAUUUGCGAAAUAAUAAAAUCAGUGAAAUUGAAGAUGACUCCUUUUUGGGAUUAUCACAUUUAAAACAUCUUCACCUGAGUGGAAAUCAACUGCAGCACAUUGAUGGAAAUUAUUUUCACGGUCUUCAUCGCCUCUCCAGUCUAUCUCUUCAGCAUAAUCUAAUUGAAGGUAUAGAAAAUACAUCCUUUGAAAGUAAUACCCAUCUUCGAAGUCUACGACUGGAUCAAAAUAUUUUGAGUAGCUUGGAAUUUCUUAGUCAACGAGGUCUUGCUCGAUUGGUUCACUUAAACCUAUCAAAUAAUGUAGUGCAAAAACUGGAGCCACUUGUAUUUUCUAAAAACUUUGAACUUCAGGACCUGGACUUGAGUUUUAAUAAUUUAACUGAGAUUAAUAAGGAGACUUUAUUGGGACUGGAUUCAUUGGAGCGUCUCAACAUAAGCAAUAACUAUUUGCAAAUAAUGGAUGUUGAUAGUCUGGAAUCUCUUCUCGGCCUUCUUAGAAUUGAUUUAAGUCAUAAUCGACUGACAGCGAUUCCAGAGACUCUUUUUCAUGCCAACACUCAGCUUGAGGAUAUUAUACUGUCCGAUAAUCAAAUCGGGCAGUUGUCGCCACAACUGUUGCACAACCAAAACCAUUUGCGAUACAUAAAAUUGGCCGGAAAUGCACUUGGCAAUGCUGAUUUCCUCCAAAGACUAUCUCCAUCCCUCAAUAGUCUUUCCCUUUACGUGGACAUCAGCUCGAAUCGUCUAAAAUCUGUUAAUCUGAGCAGUCUUCUCCGUUUUCGUUAUAUAAAUCUGGCAGAUAACAAAUGGAACUGCGCUUGGUUGGUAUCGAAUUUGGUGCGAAAACUUCCGAGGUCUAUUAAUUUUGCCCGUUCCUGGAAUGUUAUUAAUAAUUGGAGUGAAAACAUUACAAAUAUCAAGGGUGUGGAUUGCACAGAAGGUGAAAGUAAACGUUCUAUUAUUCUUCUGGAUGUGAGUACGGUUCCCAAAGAAAAGACACAAAAUUGUGAAUGUGGGGAAAACUACGAUGAGUUUAACCCUUCGCCACCUCCUCUAACUUGGCCCAAGAUACCAACGGACCGCUUUGAUUCGAGAUCAGUGAUAAUCUGGAUGCUGGUGGCCAUUGCAUUAGCUUUUGCAGGACUUCGUUGGCUGCGACGAUUCGUGGAUCGCAAUGAGAAACGUAAACAGGGAAAAAAGCAGCUAAAUAAUGUGUACGUCAGCAAAGUUCAGUGGCAGCCUGUCAGAAACGAUCAAGAGAGAUCGUAGCCCACUCUAAAAAUAAAAUGCAUCGAUUUAGUAAACACAUAUAUUCGAUUCAGAAUGCCUUAAAAAAUAAGAGAAUUGUUUGUCAAUAAUGAUUACAAUGUAAACUUUGAGCAAUAAAAUCUAAACCUAGGCUAAGAA